AUGACUAUUCAUCUAUUGUAUUUUCAUGCAAAUAGGGGGCAAGAAAACUCUAUGGAAAGAUGGUGGUUUAAUUCGAUGUUGUUUAAGAAGGAGUUCAAACGCAGGUGUGGGCUAAAUAAAUCAAUGGGCAGUCUUGGUCCUAUUGAAAAUACCAGUGAAGAUCCAAAUCGAAAAGUGAAAAACAUUCAUAGUUGCAGUAAUGUUGAUUAUUUAUUCGGCGUUAAAGACAUUCGGAAUUUCAUCUCUGAUGAUACUUUUUUAGUUAGUGAUAGGAAUGGAGACAGUUAUUCCAUCUAUUUUGAUAUUGAAAAUCAGAUUUUUGAGAUUGACAACGAUCAUUCUUUUCUGAGUGAACUAGAAAGUUCUUUUUAUAGUUAUCGAAACUCGAGUUAUCUGAAUAAUGGAUUUAGGGGCGAAGAUCCCUACUAUAAUUCUUACAUGUAUGAUACUCAAUAUAGUUGGAAUAAUCACAUUAAUAGUUGCAUUGAUAAUUAUCUUCAGGCUCAAAUCUGUAUAGAUACUUCCAUUAUAAGUGGUAAUGAGAAUUACGGUGACAGUUACAUUUAUAGAACCAUUUGUGGUAGUGAAAGUCGAAAUAGUAGUGAAAAUGAGGGUUCCAGUAGACGAACUCGCACGAAGGGCAGUGAUUUAACUAUAAGAGAAAGUUCUAAUGAUCUCGAGGUAACUCAAAAAUACAAGCAUUUGUGGGUUCAAUGCGAAAAUUGUUAUGGAUUAAAUUAUAAGAAAUUUUUGAAAUCAAAAAUGAAUAUUUGUGAACAAUGUGGAUAUCAUUUGAAAAUGAGCAGUUCGGAUAGAAUUGAACUUUUGAUUGAUCCGGGUACUUGGGAUCCUAUGGAUGAAGACAUGGUCUCUCUGGAUCCCAUUGAAUUUCAUUCGGAGGAGGAGCCUUAUAAAGAUCGUAUUGAUUCUUAUCAAAGAAAGACAGGAUUAACCGAGGCUGUUCAAACAGGCAUAGGCCAACUAAACGGCAUUCCCGUAGCAAUUGGGGUUAUGGAUUUUCAGUUUAUGGGGGGUAGUAUGGGAUCCGUAGUCGGAGAGAAAAUCACCCGUUUGAUUGAACACGCUGCGAAUCAAAUUUUACCUCUUAUUAUAGUGUGUGCUUCUGGGGGGGCGCGCAUGCAGGAAGGAAGUUUGAGCUUGAUGCAAAUGGCUAAAAUAUCGUCUGCUUUAUAUGAUUAUCAAUUAAAUAAAAAGUUAUUUUAUGUAUCAAUCCUUACAUCUCCGACAACUGGUGGAGUAACAGCUAGUUUUGGUAUGUUGGGGGAUAUCAUUAUUGCCGAACCCAAUGCCUACAUUGCAUUUGCAGGUAAAAGAGUAAUUGAACAAACAUUGAAUAAAACAGUACCCGAAGGUUCACAAGCAGCUGAAUACUUAUUCCAGAAGGGUUUAUUCGACCUAAUUGUACCACGUAAUCUUUUAAAAAGCGUUCUGAGUGAGUUAUUUAAGCUCCACGCCUUUUUUCCUUUGAAUCAAAAGGAAAGCAAAAUCAAGUAG
Messenger RNA from Lycium barbarum (goji berry), 1515 nucleotides. The record is from the annotation of a RefSeq genome assembly. NCBI's taxonomy places the organism in Eukaryota, Viridiplantae, Streptophyta, Magnoliopsida, Solanales, Solanaceae.